This is a messenger RNA of Mercenaria mercenaria, 4420 nucleotides long. Its product is annotated as dual serine/threonine and tyrosine protein kinase-like. The record is from RefSeq and is a predicted model, not a curated record. NCBI's taxonomy places the organism in Eukaryota, Metazoa, Mollusca, Bivalvia, Venerida, Veneridae. Gene Ontology annotation, molecular function: protein kinase activity; ATP binding. Gene Ontology annotation, biological process: protein phosphorylation. The coding region runs from base 1 to 3024 and encodes 1007 amino acids. The transcript has 14 exons.
AUGACUUAUGGAAGAAAUGACAGGAGGUGCAAAAUGCUGUCAACACUAGUUUCAGGGAUAGAGUGUUUCUGUAACCAUUCUGAAAGACUGCAGACAAUUCUUGAAGGAACAAAACGAUGUUUUGAUGAUAUCAAUACAAGGGGCAAAAACGAAACUGGUCCACUUGUGUCGCUCGAGGUACUUCAUGAAGCGGUAGAAGAAAUCCUGUCAUCUGCUGACAAACUUCCUGGCAUUGUUGUUCUUGGACAAAAUGAAUAUUGCAAGUCACAAAUGGUGAAUGAAUUAUUUCAAAGAACUAUAUUCCCAACAUUUUAUCCGAAUGAUAUUGAAAGAAGAUACCGAACAGUGAGAUUUAAGUAUGGAGAAAAUCUCUGCAUCAAUCUUGAACUGCCUGAUGAAUAUUCUCUUGCCGAGAACUUAGAAGCAUACAAAAGUCCCUGGAAUACAAUUCCACGCAAAGAUCUUGAGAUCUCUGAGAAUGAAGAGCCUGAUUCAGCAGUAGGAACUGCAGUUUUGGAGGUUUCAUUUAAUCACCAGUUGUUGAGAUGUGGGUGUACAUUAGUGGUGGCUGCAUCAAAUGUGCUCUUUGAGGAGGAACUCAAGCGCUGCAUGGAAAACAUAUCACCAAUACUUAUCUAUGCAUUUCAUACAGAAUCUUUCACCACCAAGGAGAUUCAAGACUUAGAACUGCUGAAGGAGAUUACCAAUUUUCAGCCAGUUUGUUUUGUACGUGUCCCUGAUCCAGAAACGAUGCCACAGACUGUAGAAGGAGAUCCAUUAUACUGUGGUGUUGUUCACAGUCCAACACUUCAGACAGGGAAGCGGUCUUCACAGAGUUGUGAACACAACAAUAAUACAAUAACUGAGAAUGUGCUAAAAAAUGGCGAGAGCACCAAAAGUAAUUUGUGUGCUGAUACAAAUGUUCAAAGUGGUAAUCAACAAAGCAGUGAAACAAAACAUGCGUUAGAUAAUUUCACGAAAUGUGCAAAAUGUGAUAAAGACAAAAUAAAUGCAUUUUAUUUAUCCACAUCUUCUGGUGAGCCAGAGUCCUCUUUACCUACAGUUUCAUCCCCUAGUGACAGAAUGGGUAAAGCUUUUGUCACGACAGUACCACCAAAUAACUGUCACACAAUAUUCACCGAACUUUGUAAUGUUGGAUAUCUUACAGAAACACCAGGUGUUAGAAAAUUCAGUCAAAAAAAGGUGGAAGAUUAUUUUCAAGUUGAUAGUAUAUUAGUUACAGACUUGCACCAGUUUCAACAGUCUUUCACAACAUUUUCGGAACAAACAAUGCAGCGUUACUUAGUAAAUGCUGUGACUGUUUUAAACAAUACUCAUAAACGAUGUCUCGAUACAUUCAUAAUCUGUGCCUUUGACAUGACAAGAGAAGUCCUUAUUACACCAAAGAAGAUCCAGUUUGCCCGUGACAAAGAAAAAGAAUUGUUUAAAUCAUUAAUGAAAAUCACAAUUGAAAAAGGUGACGAGAUUAAAGAAAUGAUUGAAUGUACAAUUGCAGACAGGAAAGCUCAUCUUAUUCAAAAAGCACACGAUUAUGACUUUGUUGGUGUUGAAUUUAGUGAGACAGGAGAAGUCUUGACCCAUAAAGGACUGAAAAUCUGUACAGGGCAGAUCCAAGAGCUUGUGCUAGGUGGACUGACCCAGGCAGUAGCCAGCAAACUUGUCAAUUCUGUGGAUAUCAUGAGAGAUUCAUACACAGGGACGUUGACAAGAUGUUUAGAAAGUUUAGAGAAGGUAGAAAGAGAAAAUCCUGGUAACUGUACUACAGAGGCCCUGAAACAGAUUCUGAAUGCAGCAUACCAAGUUGAGAUUACGGUUCGAUCAAGUUCUAGUAUUAUAAACAUUCUUCUGCAAGGAAUGAAACAGCUAGUUCAAGCCAUGCCAUGGAGCCAUAGUCCCAAGAUUGAUAAUGAAUGGAAGACAAAAGUUGCUGCCGAUAUGUUAGCUAAUCUUAGUGCUGCAAGGUUAGCAAAGAGUAUAUCCUCGCAGAUUAAAGAUCGGCUGAAGAAACCUCAUGAGGCAUUCCUGUCAGCACUCGAGCAGCUUGACACGAAGCAUGUUGGGAGACUGGUUAAGAUUGAGGAGGAAAGACUAAAACUUCAGAAAGUGCAUGCUCCACGCUUGGCAAAGGUAGCGCUUGAGAGUACGUCUCUGAAAGAUCUCAUCCUAUAUGGAAUGCCUCAAAUGGGUAAAGAAAUUAGUCGAGGACAGUAUGGUGUGGUUCACAGCUGUGAUAAGUGGGCAGGUCACUCUCCCUGUGCAAUAAAAUCAGUUGUUCCCCUCGACGACAAACACUUGAAUGAUCUUGCUUUAGAAUUCUUCUAUACAAAGAAUAUACCAGACCAUGACAGGGUGGUUAGGCUACAUGGGUCAAUCAUAGAUUACACAUAUGGAGGGGGAACAACUCCUGCAGUACUGCUGAUCAUGGAUAGGCUACAGCGGGAUCUCCACACAGCAAUUGAACAACGUUUGGACUGGGUUAGUCUAUUACAAGUGUCCAUUGAUGUGGUUGAAGGAAUUAGGUUUUUACACAGCCUGGGUCUUGUUCACAGGGAUAUCAAACUGAAAAAUGUUCUACUUGACACGGAAAACAGGGGUAAAAUUACAGAUCUGGGUUUCUGUAAGCCUGAAGCCAUGAUUAGUGGUAGUAUUGUUGGCACACCACUUCACAUGGCACCAGAAUUAUUCACUGGUCAGUACGACAGUAGUGUUGAUGUGUAUGCAUUUGGCAUAUUGUUCUGGCAUGUGUGUGCCGGUAAUGUUAGAAAACCACAGAACUUUGAGCAAUUUGCAAACAAGGACCAGCUUUCUGCUAAAUUGAAAAAAGGUUUACGUCCAGAAUAUCUACCUGUGUUUGACGAUGAAUGCUGGGAGUUGAUGUCCAAGUGCUGGGAGAACAAGCCAUUGGAGCGUCCUGUUCUGGGAGAUGUUCAGCAAAGGCUAAUUAAAAUUUAUGAACGAUAUCGCAACAAACCUGGUGGUCCAAAAACAGCCAAAGAUUCUUGAGUGCUCAACAAUAUCGAACAAACUCAAUAUAAAACCUGGUGCAUGGAUAAAAAUUGUACUGUAUAAGCUACCUCUAUUUAUUAUUGAUGUGUACAGAGAACAGAAGUUUACAGGUUGACAUGGUGAAAACAAUUUUUUACCGAACAUGUGUUGCUUAAAGCUCUGCUUGAUUCUUUACAUAGUGUGAAAUUUUCAAGCAUGACUUAAUCAUAUAUAGCAUGUGAAGUUGUGAACCUUAAGUGUUCUGUUUGGGAUUUCUCUCAGCUAUACCAGACUUAUGGUCCUUGACUUAGUGAAAAAUACAUGUAAAGUGCUUAAAAGUUUGUGUUGCAUAUGUCUUAAAUAUAUUUGAUCUAGAGUCAUGAAAUCAUGUAGAAAUAUUAUUCAGAAUGAAUUUGUGCACCUAAGUAUAUUUUUAUUUCACUCUGCAGUACCAGAGUUAUGGCCCUUGACUUAGUCAAAACUAUACAUUAAGGGCAUAGAAGUUUAUGGCCCAUGCUUUCAAAAAGUGUUUGACCUGGAGUCAUAAAAUUAGAGGAUUGUUAUAUAGCAUGUGAAGUUUUGCACCUGGUGUUUUUUUGGGGGAUUUCACAACCAUAUCAGAGUUAUGGUCCUAUGGACACACAUUUAGUUUUAAGAUCAUUUGACAGUCUGUUGAUGAAGUGCAUUCUAUUUGUGUACUUUACCAGAUAAGUAAAAGGUAAACAUAGUAUUUAGAUGCUUGCUUGAACUGGUAUGAAUGCUGUAGUUAUGUGAAAAAUGGUACGAAUAGCUUCCUCACUUGGUGCUAAGCAUUUAAAGGGUAUAGUUCAGUCCGGUGUCAGUGUAAUGUGACUGGUUGGAAUAUCGUGUCACGUGUCUAUUGCAUGCUAUUUUAGUGAUGCAACACUAUAAAAUUUGGCAUUGUGCUCACUGCUUCUAGUCGACACAGUUGUUAUAUCUCCCACCACACAGUGGUGUGGGAGACAUACUGAUUUACUCCUGUUUGUGUGUGUGUCUGUCUGUGUGUGUGUCUGUCUGUCUGUCUGUCACAAAGCUUGUCCGCACUCUAAGUCAAACAUUUCUCAUCGGAUCUUCACCAAACUUGAACAGAAUGUGUUUGACCAUAAGACCUCGGCCAGGUUAGAUAACUAGCCAAAUCCGCUAAGGCACUUUUGAAUUAUGGCCCUUGAAUUACUGAUCCAUUUUUCAAGACCAUCCCGAGAAACUAGUCAUUUUUCAUAGGGCAGUUGUGGGAGACAUGCGCUUUUCUCAAAAGCAUCUCUAGUUAUAUUACUGAAAGUGUUGAAAAAAAUGCUAAACCUGCACACAAAUACACACACGUAUUUAUUUUGUGUUUUUUAUGUAAAAAUACCUUUUUACCUUAUUUAAGUAAAAAAAAAAAAAGGCUUUGGUG